This is a messenger RNA of Protopterus annectens (West African lungfish), 750 nucleotides long. RefSeq names its product septin-5-like. The record is from RefSeq and is a predicted model, not a curated record. Gene Ontology annotation, biological process: cytoskeleton-dependent cytokinesis; regulation of exocytosis. Gene Ontology annotation, molecular function: GTP binding; GTPase activity; molecular adaptor activity. Gene Ontology annotation, cellular component: synaptic vesicle; cell division site; microtubule cytoskeleton. Bases 70 to 750 code for a protein of 226 amino acids. NCBI's taxonomy places the organism in Eukaryota, Metazoa, Chordata, Ceratodontiformes, Protopteridae. The transcript has 7 exons.
UGAGCUCUAUUGUACGGACUGUCGCACAGCGUAGGAGCCGGGCAUCUGGUCAGCGGCUGAGCCGGCACGAUGAGCACCAACGUCAGGUACAAGAGCAAGAUCGGCAGGACAGCAGAUGACAAGGAGGAUGUAGAAAAACAGUAUGUGGGGUUUGCCACACUUCCCAACCAGGUGCACCGGAAAUCAGUAAAAAAGGGCUUUGACUUCACCUUAAUGGUCGCAGGAGAAUCCGGCCUAGGCAAGUCCACUCUAGUGAACAGUCUUUUUCUCACAGAUCUCUACAAAGACCGAAAACUUCUCAAUGCAGAGGAAAGAAUAAACCAAACAGUAGAAAUCACUAAACACACAGUGGACAUUGAAGAAAAAGGUGUCAAGCUGAAACUGACUAUUGUAGAUACGCCAGGGUUUGGUGAUGCUGUUAACAACACAGAGUGCUGGAAGGCCAUCACAGACUAUAUUGACCAGCAGUUUGAGCAGUAUUUCCGAGACGAGAGUGGACUGAACCGUAAAAAUAUCCAGGACAACAGAGUUCACUGCUGCUUGUACUUUAUUUCACCAUUUGGACAUGGAUUGCGGCCGGUGGAUAUAGCGUUUAUGAAGGCUCUACACGAGAAGGUGAACAUUGUUCCACUCAUUGCAAAAUCAGACUGUCUAGUACCCAGUGAAGUGAAGAAAUUGAAAGAAAGGGUAAGGCAAAUAAUAAUACUUUUAAACACCAAAACAGUAAACAACAAGAAAUGUGGAUUAUGA